AUGAAACCUCUGAAAUCUGAUCUAAACUACACCCAAACCCUUAUCCGAAAUCUUAUUUCUGACAACAAAAGCUUGCAUGAAGACGUUGAAGAUUUUCGAGUCGUCCUAGAAGCAGUCGCAGACAAGCUAAAAGAUCUUAAAAAGGAACUCGAUAAUGAAAAAAUUCGCGGCCAAAAGGUUGAUUUUUUAGAAGAACAAAUAAGCCAGGAAAGAAAAAAAGGCGACUCUUUGGCUGAGUCAAAUUUUCGGCUAAAAGAAAGAUAUUUAAGCAUGCUUGAAGUGAUGAGACAGGCAGCUUUUGAGAUCUCUGAACAAGAUAAAGAGGAUCAGCUUGUAAUUGACCAUUUAAUAAGAGAAAAUAAACAUUUGAGAGAGAUGUUGGGGAUUUCAAGGCUGGAUGAGUCAGCUAUGAAAGAAAUUGAUGAAGCUCUUUUAAUGGAAGAAGAAGGGCUAGUUUCUAUGAAUCAGCAAGAGUAUCAAACCAUAAUUGCAGAAUUUGUGAAGAAGAAACAAAAAAAAGAAGAAAACUUGUUGCUGCCGCCAAAACCGACGAAAAAAUCGUAUUUAUUAGCCCCAAAGCAAGAGUCAAAUCCUCAAUAA
Molecule: messenger RNA, 600 nt
Organism: Blepharisma stoltei
Lineage: Eukaryota; Ciliophora; Heterotrichea; Heterotrichida; Blepharismidae
Source: the annotation of a GenBank genome assembly